AUGUCGAAUACCGAACCUUCUGAGGGUUCCAACGCCUCAAUCCUCCAUCUUACCAAACGAAUAAGACAUCUCAGUCGACUACCAGCCAGUUGGGUCAAGGCAAUUGACGCCCAAACCGCCCCAGAAGAGUCCUAUGUCUGUGAAACCUGCCAACGCCUGGAUCUCAAAGUCGAAUCCUUCUACGUUCAGCUAGGGGACAAGGAAUAUGAAAUAGCAAAGAAAUUCAGAUAUUUGGGCCGGCUGUCACAGAUUCAAAGGAAAACACACUGCCCUUUCUGUCGACUUGUGCUCGAAAUUGCCGACCGUCCUCCCGAUCAAAGAACCCCUAGUUCGGUCGCCGAUGAGGAUCCUGCGGUUUACGCACGAUGGGUGGUGGAUGGACAGGAGGACCUAGGCCCAAACCCAGACCGACCUGGAGAACAUCACUUCAAAGCCCGAACGCGUCGGUUGUUGAUCUACAGCGAUCCCCAAACAUUCAAAGAUGGCUAUAUCGUUCUUUUAGCCGAGGACGCUCCGAGGCCCGAAUGGUUUGGAAGGCGCAUCACGUCGCCCGAUCUUCUGGAUAUCCAGCAACUGCGAACAUGGAUUCAUGAUUGCGAGACCACCCACGGUCUGGAGUGUGAGGAAUCCCUCGUCCACCCCGAUCUACUGGGUGCACCAAAAGACGUGUUCCGGGCCAUUGACGUGAAUACAAUGAACAUUGUUGAGGCACCUCGGAACUCGAGAUAUGUGGCUUUGAGCUACCUCUGGGGUAAGAAUUUCAACCAACUUUUCACAACCAGCAAAAACUUGUCUACACUAUCAAAACCAGGAGCACUAGAAAAGGAAAAACUACCCAGAACCAUCAAAGAUACCAUUACGUUGACGAGGAUGUUGGGUGAGCGAUAUUUGUGGACCGACAGUCUGGCUCUCCUGCACGAUGCUGGCUUUCAAUAUCAUGAUGACUGGGUCUACGCACGUGCUGCGUUGACCGUGGUUGCGGGUUCUGGAAAAGACGCAAAUGCGGGACUUCCAGGUGUGAGAAAAGAAUCGCGGAAAUUUCAUCAAGAAAUAGAAGAGAUUCGGCCUGGUCUGAGAUUGAUGAUGUCGCAUCUGGCUGAAGAUUAUAUCUCAACGUCACAGUGGGACUCCCGGGCGUGGACAUUCCAAGAGCGUAUGCUCUCUAGACGUUGUCUGUUAUUCGUCAAUGGGCGGAUAUACUAUCAGUGCCGGCGAACCACUUUCUGUGAAGAUAUGGAAAUGCCUCUGAAUGGCGGAUGGUCCCUCGACUCGAUCGACAUGCCCACUCGGAUUUUCCGCGAAAAGCCAUUUGUUCAAUUCACGUCGGCCGUGGAGCUCUAUACGCGGAGAGAGCUGACGAAUCCGAUAGACAUCUUGAAUGCCUUUGAAGGAGUGCAACUGGUGCUCGAAAAGCGCCUCUCCGCAAAAAUCUUUUACGGCGUGUUGGAAACAAUGGUCGAUUCCUCUCUGAUAUGGGAGUCUACCAAGAGAUUGUUCCGUCGGUCAGGAUUCCCAAGUUGGUCAUGGUCCGGAUGGAUCGGUGAGAUUCAGUGGAAAUACAGCGAGCCCGUACGAUCCUGGAUUCAGUGGCAUGCCGACCAGAAUAUUGGGCUACAUGCAUUCUCAGACCAGGCCCAUGAGAGAAUCGCCCCACCUCUCGAGCGACCAGAGAACCCUACACCACUUUCGCGACACAAUUUGAGCAAGAAGAUCCCUUUGCUACACUUUCGAACAAUAACCGCUCAUUUCACUCUCAUAUCUCCCGCGCUCAUUCACAAAUCAGUGAUUUCUCCCUUGCGCAAAAGACUUACGGGACCGAGCGCAUUAUCGACAGUACGACCAGCUCCUGCAGAUCCUGGAUUGAUUCGAGCAGGAAUUGCAGACGACAGAGGGUGGUGGUGUGGAACAAUUGACCUGGAUGCAGUUUGGAUGUCUCGUGUUGGAGUGCCAUUAGAGUUUCUGCUCAUGUCCCGGGUCAGCAAAUUUACUGACGAUGAACUUGCCAUCUGGGAGGGAACAUUACCGGAUGAAGUUGAAGACAUUUUGGCUCAACGAGAUUACGGAGUCUACAAUGUGAUGUUGGUCUCUAAGCGGGACGGUAUAUACUAUCGGGAGGGUUUGGGCCGCAUAUUAACAGGGGCAUUGCAACGUGCAGUCCAGCCUGCUGGUUGGAAGGAUAUCAUUCUUGGAUAA
This is a messenger RNA of Exophiala bonariae, 2193 nucleotides long. RefSeq lists its product as uncharacterized. The record is from RefSeq and is a predicted model, not a curated record. Bases 1 to 2193 code for a protein of 730 amino acids. The transcript has 3 exons. NCBI's taxonomy places the organism in Eukaryota, Fungi, Ascomycota, Eurotiomycetes, Chaetothyriales, Herpotrichiellaceae.